This is a messenger RNA of Rhizoctonia solani, 1602 nucleotides long. Its product is annotated as aldo/keto reductase family protein. Gene Ontology annotation, molecular function: DNA binding. The record is from RefSeq and is a predicted model, not a curated record. Gene Ontology annotation, biological process: nucleosome assembly. Gene Ontology annotation, cellular component: nucleosome. NCBI's taxonomy places the organism in Eukaryota, Fungi, Basidiomycota, Agaricomycetes, Cantharellales, Ceratobasidiaceae. The transcript has 15 exons. Bases 1 to 1602 code for a protein of 533 amino acids.
AUGCCUCGAACUAGCACCUCCAAAGCCACUCCUAAGGCCACUGCUACCAAGGCAUCCGCCAAAGCCCGGCCAGCACAGGUCCACCCUCCUUUCGUUGAUAUGAUUGUGGAAUGUAUCGUUGCCCAUCGGGAUGAUUCCCGUGCAGGUGUAUCUCGCCCAAUGAUCAAGAAAUUCCUUGAGGAUAAGUAUAAGAUUGACAUUACGCCGUCUCACAUCACCAAUAUCAACCGGGCCAUUGCCCGUGGCGCCGAGACAAAUGUCUUCACUCUCCCCAAGGGACCCUCGGGUAAAGUGAGGCUUGCGCCCAAGAAGUCCACGGUCGAGGGCAAGGAGAAUCAUCCACCGGCAAAAAAGACUGCUGUUGCGACCAAGAAGGCCAGCACAUCUACCUCCAGCAAGAAACCAGUACCAGCCAAGGCACAAACAUCUAAAAAAGCCACAUCUACUACAAAGCCUAAGGCUAAACCUACUACUACGAAGUCGAGCUCUGCAAGAGCCAAAUCUUCCGGCACCGCCAAGUCAGCUCGCACAAAGGCUCCUGUGAAAGCUCCCGCAAAGGCUUCUGCAAAAGCAGCAACCACCAAAGCCGCUCCAGCCAAACCAGCUGCUGCCAAGAAGGCGAGCACCACUAAGAAAGCAGCUGUGACGAAGAAAACACCCACUCCCAAACCCGCAGCCAAACCCAAGAAGACUACUUCGUCCACCACUACUGCGGCCAAGGCUAAAGCCAGCGGAACGACUAGCAGUCGAUCGGGACGCUCUACUAGGGGUACCACCACAUCUUCACGAGGAACUAAGCGUGUAUGUUUUGUUAUUGCUUACUAUCUGGUUCUUGACGUCCCAGCUCAAUGUGAUAAUGGGGGCGAUGACAUUCGGGAAGCCGGCACAGAGGGGGCACGCAUAGUGUCUGUAGAAGCAGUGGGAGAGAUCUUGGAUAUACUCAAGUCUUACGGGUAUCAUGAGAUCGAUACUGCCCGAGUAUACACAAACGGGACCUCUGAGGAGCUCCUGGGCGAAGCGGACUGGAAAAAACGAGGUUUGGUAGUGGAAACUAAACUUUACCCUUCUGGACCAAUCAAGCACACCCCCGAGGGGAUACGAGAAUACUUGGGCAAGUCGCUAGAUGCACUCAAGACGGACAGUAUCGAACUCUUCUAUCUGCAUGCACCGGAUCGCUCUACUCCCUUUGAGGUAACUUUCAAAGCGGUGGAUGAGUUGCACAAAGAAGGCAAGUUUGCCAAGGAUAUGAACGUCCAGCCUGAAGCAGGGUCCCGUUUCGACCCCAACAGACCUGAUGGACAAUCCAAGAACUACAGGGCUCGUUACUGGAGCGAGACCCAUUUUCGAGCGCUGAGCAUUAUCGAAAAGGCCACUAAGGAACAUCAGCUCACUAUUGCAGAAUGCGCUCUGAGGUGGAUCAAUCACCAUUCACUGCUGAAAGCUGGAUAUGGCGAUGCGAUCAUUAUCGGUGCGAGCAGCAAGGACCAUGUAGAAUCCAACUUGGGGGACCUGGAAAAAGGGCCUUUGCCAGCGCCUGUGGUUGAGGCACUAGAUGAGGCGUGGGAGGUCCUACGGGCGUCGGUCCGCAAGUACUGGCACUAG